UUUGUGCGACCCGCUAUUGUGGAACUUGUGCGUUUGGACAUCGCAUUUAUGAAUUUGCUGCGAAUAAUCAUAAAACAAACACAUUGUACGUCAAAUGUGUGCUUGACUAACACCUAUGAAGAUUUAUGCGUAUAAAUCUGUUUAGUUCGCGUAGAAGCUUAUCGUAAUAACUAAAAAGCGAAUGCCAGGUAGUGUUUCCAUGGUAAUGUAAAGCGAGUAUUUCAACGUAGUAUAAAUACUUAAUCUGUUUUCUAAGCGCAACACUUUUGUUUAAUUGUCAUGUAAGAGGCAAGAAACAUCUUACAGUGAAAAGUCGACGGCCUAAGAAUAUGAUUGACACAGAGAAGAUUCCUACAGGAGGGGAUGGCGCAUCUUCAAUUUUGUCUGAGAAGAAACGAGAGAAUGAGAAUGAGAAGAAGAAGAAGAGGUCUCGAGUGAAACAGCUGCUGGCUGAUAUUAAGAAGCAGGUGGAAUUCUGGUUUGGUGAUGUGAAUCUUCACAAGGACAGGUUCAUGAAGAAUCUCAUUGAACAGUCUAGAGAUGGAUAUACUGACAUAUCGGUGUUGACAUCAUUCAACCGAAUGAAGAAGUUGACCACCGAUAUCAAAUUAAUCGCAAGGGCUCUUAAAAAUUCGUCGUUAAUUGAGGUAAAUCUGCAGGGGACGCGCUUGAGACGAAAGUAUCCGCUCGGUGAGAGUCCGAAAGAUGUGGACAGCCGUACAGUUUAUGUGGAGCUCUUGCCGAAGACCGUCACACAUCUAUGGGUAGAGCGAGUAUUCAGCAAGUGUGGAAAAGUGGUGUAUGUUAGCAUCCCCAGGUUCAAGUCCUCGGGAAGUCACAAAGGUUUUGGAUUCGUAGAGUUUGAAACGGAAGAACAGGCACAGAAAGCCAUAGAGAUGCUGAACAAUCCACCAGAAGAUGCGUCAAAGAAGCCAGGCAUUUUCCCUAAGACCUGUAAGAAGAAGGUUAUUCCCUUCGAUGCUGUCCAGGAUACACAAGAUGAGGAAGACGAUGGGAAGAAAAAGAAGAAAAAAAGAACUCGAAGCGAACUUAAAACCAUCGCUGUGGAAGACAUGGUGGUAGAUAAGGUGAAGGACAAAGAUGGAGCCACAGAUGCAGAGGUCACCAAAGAACCAAAGAAACAAUCAGCAGAGGAAUCGAAACCAGAAACCGAGACAAGAACAGCCAAGAAAGCGGAGAAGAAAAGACGACGAUCCCACAGUGCUGAAGCUUCAGCUGGAGACGGUCAGGAUGAGAUGCCGUCCAAAAUGAGGAAGGUAGAAGAGGAGGACAACAUGGAGGCAAGGGAGAUGAAAGAUUUAUCAUCAGAGGGCAAGAAUGAAGAACAGUUGAGCUCUGAUAAGAAAGAUGAUUCUGUUCUUAAGGCCAAAAGGAAGAGAAAGAAGAAGCACAAGGAGAGAUUGAAAAUGGGCGAGGAGGUGAUCCCGCUCAGAGUGCUCUCAAAGAGCGAGUGGGUAAACCUAAAGGAGGAAUAUCUGACGCUGCAGAAGCGCUGCAUGGCUCACCUGAAGAAAUCUGUUGCUCAGAUCAAUCAGACUCCAAAUGAGUGUUUAAGGAAAAUGACUAAAGAGGAUGACAAGGAAAUUUCUUGUAAGGAGGUGGCUAAGAAAGAGCCCCUUUCUGGCCCUGAAUUUGUGAGCGGAGUCAUUGUUAAAAUUAGCAGUCAUCAACCUCUGCCAAGCAAGAAGAUCAUUAAGGAUUCAUUGUCUGAGGUAUCAACUGUGGUCUAUGUGGAUAUUCUUGAUGGAGAUGCAGAGGGUCACCUACGUUUCAUGUGCCCUGAAGAUGCACAGGCGAUCAUCACGGCUCGAUCAGAACUGCAGAAAAAAUACAGCUGGAGUCUUGAUCUUCUCUCAGGUGACCAUGAGCAGAGGUACUGGCAGAAGAUUUUGGUCGACCGACAAGCCAAGCUGAACAGACCCAGAGAAAAGAAGCGUGGGACAGAAAAGCUCAUUUCUAAAGCGGAGAAAAUCAUCAUCGCGCGCGCCAAGGAAGCAAGCAAGCACACCCGCUUCGAUGAUUAAAAGUCAAUAAUUUUUAAAACUAAUUGUUUAUCAGACCUGUUAUUUAAUUCAUCAUUUGUUUUGUACAUUGCUAAGAUGUUUGGCUUAUCCACUGCUAAUUUUAUUAUACCUUGAUUAGUUUAGCUGAUUUUUCAGAAAUUGAGGUGUAAUGUAUUUCUUUAGUUUUGUGUGAGGUAUAUUUUUUUGUCUACAGAUCUAGUUUGGUGUCUGAAAUGACAUAUUAAAAGAAUGUAUAUAAAACUUUGCUUUCUAUUGUUAGUCAAGGGUACCAGCCAGGAUAUAAGGACACAUGGAAACUGUAUCUGUUGUUAUGUUUGCAUCUUGGCCCUUUAUAGCGUUUUUAAAUAAAAUUUGUUU
Molecule: messenger RNA, 2402 nt
Organism: Triplophysa dalaica
Lineage: Eukaryota; Metazoa; Chordata; Actinopteri; Cypriniformes; Nemacheilidae
Gene: larp7
Product: La ribonucleoprotein 7, transcriptional regulator
Exons: 13
Coding region: 330-2045 (571 amino acids)
Biological process (GO): RNA processing
Cellular component (GO): nucleus
Molecular function (GO): mRNA binding
Source: RefSeq, a predicted model, not a curated record